AUGGAUUCCGUCGAACGAGAGCUCUGGGAGGCAGAGCGCGAUGCCUCGGCUGGCCACUACCGGCGCGCCAGCAACGAAAUCGAACGGGCGAUAACAGCGUCGUCUGCCUCGUCGUCUUCGGAUCGCGACAGCAUCUACCGCCGCCGAACUAACAUGAGUCGCGUAUCAACGCAAAACGAUCUGGAGCGUCACUCCACGGCUCUCAGCCGCAUUGCCACACAGAGAAGCCAGCACGUUAACACCGUUGGAGGCUCAAUCCGCUCAGAGAGUAGAGCUUCUCGAAGGCCUCUGCCAGCCUUUGGUGGCGGCAAGCCGUACCCCCCUUUGCUGCCCGCCCAAGAAGAAUAUGUUGUCGAGUUCGACGGACCCCACGAUCCUCUACAUGCUCAGAAUUGGCCGACAAGAAAGAAGCUCCUCACGUCUGCCAUGCUGGCCUAUACGACAGUCGUCGCUACCUUUACAUCUUCCAUCUUCUCUUCUGCGACAUCCACCGUGGCCAAGAAGUUCGAUGUUGGCCUCGAGGUUGGCGUUUUGGGCACUUCGUUUUACGUUUUGGGUUUCGCAUUCGGUCCCUCGCUGUGGGCGCCGUUGUCUGAAUUGAAGGGCCGUCGUCUGCCCAUUGUCCUCUCCAUCUUUGGUUUCUCCCUCUUCACCAUUGCGACGGCCACUGCCAAAGAUAUUCAGACGAUCCUCAUUUGUCGUUUCUUCGCUGGCUUCUUCGGCUCCUGCCCGCUGGCUGUCGUUGCCGCCGUCUUCUCCGACAUGUUUGACAAUAGGAAUAGAGGAACAGCCAUUGCUAUUUUUUCCAUGACCGUUUUCACUGGCCCCAUGUUGGCGCCCUUUAUCGGCGGCUUCAUUGUUACGUCCUAUCUGGGGUGGCGCUGGACCGAGUAUCUCUGUGCUAUCAUGGGAUUCGCCGCUUUUAUUCUCGACUUGUUCUUUCUCGAGGAGUCUUAUCCACCAGUCAUCCUCGUUAGUAAGGCGGCUGAGCUGCGACGAAGAACUAAGAACUGGGGCAUCCACGCCAAGCAGGAAGAAAUCGAAAUCGACUUUCGCGAACUCGUCAGCAAGAAUUUCCUCCGUCCGAUACGCCUUCUGUUCACCGAACCCAUCAUCUUUCUUCUCUCUCUUUACAUGAGUUUUAUUUACGGGCUGCUCUAUCUAUUUUUCACUGCGUACCCUCUUGUUUUCCAAGGUGUUCAUGGAUUUACCCCGGGCAUUUCUGGUUUGACUUUCUUUGGAUUGGUCAUUGGUGAGCUUCUUGCCACCUUUACCAUUAUUGCUCAGGUGCCAUGGUACAAUCGCAAACUCGCUGCAAACAAUGGCAUGCCAAUUCCCGAGUGGCGAUUGCCCAACAUGAUGGUUGGUGGUAUUGCCUUUGCCGGCGGCAUCUUUUGGUUUGGAUGGACUGGAUUCUCAGCAGAUAUCCAUUGGGCAGCCCCUGCUGUCAGCGGAAUUCUCACGGGCUUUGGCCUCAUGUCGAUUUUCCUCCAGGCCCUCAACUACAUUGUCGACGCUUACCUCAUGUUUGCCGCUUCAGCCCUUGCCGGAAACACCCUGAUGCGAUCUCUGUUUGGAGCUGCUUUCCCGCUUUUUGGACGUCAAAUGUUCCUUGGUAUGCACAUUCAGUGGGCUAGCACCCUCCUCGGCUGCGUGGCCAUUGUCCUGGCCCCUAUCCCGUUCAUUUUCUACAAAUACGGUGCCAAGAUUCGAGCAAAGAGCAAGAUUGCCCCCGUCUUUUCCGCCCCAGCUGAAGAACUUGAAUCUUCUGAUACCAACGUGGACGAGAACGAAGAGGUGCAGAGAGAGAAGGAAGAAGAGCACAACGCAGCAGCAUUGGCCAAUGCGCCAAGGAAGGAGAGCGAGGUUGGCGGUCCCGUUGAGACUGUAUAA
This is a messenger RNA of Trichoderma gamsii, 1893 nucleotides long. RefSeq names its product MFS transporter, DHA1 family, multidrug resistance protein. Bases 1 to 1893 code for a protein of 630 amino acids. Gene Ontology annotation, biological process: transmembrane transport. Gene Ontology annotation, molecular function: transmembrane transporter activity. NCBI's taxonomy places the organism in Eukaryota, Fungi, Ascomycota, Sordariomycetes, Hypocreales, Hypocreaceae. The transcript has 2 exons. The record is from RefSeq and is a predicted model, not a curated record.